Molecule: messenger RNA, 1728 nt
Organism: Triticum turgidum subsp. durum (durum wheat)
Lineage: Eukaryota; Viridiplantae; Streptophyta; Magnoliopsida; Poales; Poaceae
Source: the annotation of a GenBank genome assembly
AUGGAUCUCCUCCAGUCCUCGUACGCGCCUGGUGACGCAUCCUCGCCGGAGGACGAGUCGCUCUCCUCCCCGGACACCUCCCCACUCCGCCUCCCCUCCAAGUCCGCCGCCCCCGCCGUCGAUGAGACAGCGCUCGCGCUAUCCGCCGCCGCCACUUCCACCUCCCGUCCUAUCGACCCCUCCCUCCACCUCAUCCCCUUCAACCCCACCGCCGACCAGCUCUGGGCGCCCGUCCUCGGUCCUCAGCACCCCCACGCGCCUAUCUCAUCCGCAUCUGGUCACCGUAACCACAAGCUCGGUCAUGUCGAAGACGCAGCGCUCCUCCCCUUCCUCUUCGACGAGCAGUAUAACACUUUCCAUCGCUUCGGCUACGCAUCUGACCCCUCCGGCCUCCACAUCAUCGGCGACGCGCAGCCACAGGCGCCCGACCUCGACACCGUCUACAACCUCCCUCCUUCUGAGCACAAGCGCCGCCGCAUCCAAUCCAGGGAGGAAAACCACGAGCCCCUCCCCCCAGAGGCCCAAAACCCUGCAUCCGACGAGUGGGUCGUGCACAACAAAAAGAGUCCCUGGGCUGGCAAUCGGGAGGGCCCGCCUGUGGAGCUCACGGACGAGCAGAGACAGUACGCCGAGGCACAUGCGGCCAAGAAGGCUGAGAAGGAGGCACGAGGUGAAGGGAAGGAGAAAACAGAGGUGGUGGUCAAGAGCACCUUCCAUGGGAAGGAGGAGAAGGACUACCAGGGACGAUCGUGGAUCACUCCACCCAAGGAUGCCAAGGCGACCAACGAGCGCUGUUAUAUUCCCAAGAGGUGUGUACACGAGUGGGUUGGACACACCAAGGGGGUCUCAGCGAUCAGAUUUUCUCCCAAGUAUGGCCAUCUAUUGCUGUCUGCAAGUAUGGAUUGUAAGAUUAAAAUCUGGGACGUGCUUGAGUCGAAGACAUGUAUGCGGACGUACAUGGGGCACUCCAAGGCGGUACGGGAUAUAUCGUUCUCUAAUGACGGUAGUAAGUUCUUGAGUGCUGGCUAUGACCGGAAUAUUCAGUAUUGGGAUACUGAAACUGGGCAGGUGAUCUCGACCUUCUCUACUGGUAAGGUACCUUAUGUCGUGAAGCUCAAUCCUGAUGAAGAUAAGCAGCAUAUUCUCCUUGCUGGGAUGAGUGACAAGAAGAUCGUGCAGUGGGAUAUGAAGUCAGGGCAGAUCACACAGGAAUAUGAUCAGCACUUGGGGGCGGUGAACACUAUUACCUUUGUAGAUAAUAAUAGGAGGUUUGUGACAUCUAGCGAUGACAAGUCUCUUCGUGUGUGGGAGUUUGGCAUCCCUGUAGUUAUUAAGUAUAUCAGUGAGCCGCACAUGCACUCCAUGCCGUCUAUUGCAGUACACCCAAACUCUAACUGGCUGGCAGCACAGAGCUUGGACAAUCAGAUACUGAUAUACAGCACGAAGGAAAGGUUUCAACUUAAUAAGAAGAAAAGGUUUGCAGGCCACAUUGUGGCAGGUUAUGCUUGUCAGGUGAGCUUCUCUCCUGAUGGGAGGUUUGUGAUGUCAGGAGACGGUGAAGGUAGUUGCUGGUUCUGGGACUGGAAAAGCUGCAGGAGAUUCAAGACAUUGAAGUGCCACAAUGGAGUUUGCAUUGGAUGUGAGUGGCAUCCGUUGGAGACUAGCAAGGUUGCAACGUGUGGAUGGGAUGGUGUCAUAAAAUACUGGAUUAAAGAUUUGGCAAUUUAG